CUAUAUAUUUUAUGGCUGUAAAACAUUAUAUAUUGUAGUUUUUGCUGUGUUAGAAAGAUGCCACUCCACAGACAGCCCUGAAAGCUACAUGGAAUGAUAUAGAUAAAGUUAAUGCCGUAGGAAGAAAGGAAAGGGGACUAGCAGUACUCAAACAGGCUCUAUAUAUUUUAGAGUUCAGAGAGAAGAAGAGAUAGCAAAGACCAAACAUAAGUCCAAAAAGACACCAACACAAAAUAAAGGAAAGCUCUAUUGGAGGUAAAGGAUAAAAGGGAUCAUUAACAUACCCUUGUGGCAGAAGUGAAAGAGAUUUGAUAGAUAGAGAGAGAGAGAGAGAAUUAAAGCUUCAAACGUUUGGCCUUUUAUUUCAGCACCUCCACAACAAAAGGAAACAAAGAAAGUAACUGAUUGUUCGAUAGAAUUAUUACAAGACCGAACUAGAAGAGAACACAGUCAGUGAUUCUGCAUCAAAGGGAUUAAGGUUUGUGUCUUUUUAUAGUUUAAUUAGUUCCCUCUUGCUCUUUCUCCUUGUCAAUGUCCAUGUGGGCAAAUGAAAAAAGUAUGAAAUAUUCUUCUCGAUACCCUUUUAUGUUUCAGCUCUUGCUCCCUUUUUUCUGGUCAUAUUAGACAAAACAGAAAAUACCCUAACCUUUCUGACGUUUGAACCCUUAAAUCUUCCUCUGUUCACUCCAUCACAUAUAUAUAAAGCUUUGGAGUUUGGAUUCACAUCAGAGGGAGAUGAAAAAGGAAUUAGAUGAUCAAGGACAGUGUUCAUCUCAACCAAUCAACAACAAUAACAACAACGAUAUUCAAAGCUACCAAGAGCACCUUCUCCUUCAACAACAGAUGCAUCAGCAGCAGCAGCAGCAACAAAAUAGUGACAACAUCUUCGGGGAUUCAAGAGGGUUAAUGUUCCCUGAAGUUACUCCAAUCAUGCAACCGUGGUCCAUGCCUCCUGUUCACUCAUUCAACCCGGGUCCGGUUCACUACAACAAUAACACCAACCCUGUCAGAGACCAUCAUGACCAAACGUUUAUAGUCCCUCCCACACCUUCACCCUAUGCGAGCUUCUUCAGCAGAAGGGUCCCUUCUCUUCAAUUUGCAUACGAGAGUCCUUCUUCUGAUCACCACCAUCUAAGGAUCAUAUCUGACACCCUCGGACCUAUGGUUCAACCCGGUUCAGCACCCUUUGGACUCCAAGCCGAGUUGGGAAAAAUGACUGCUCAAGAAAUCAUGGAGGCUAAGGCUCUUGCUGCAUCAAAGAGUCACAGUGAAGCAGAAAGAAGACGUAGAGAGAGAAUCAACAACCAUCUUGCCAAGCUUCGUAGUUUAUUGCCCAACACUACCAAAACAGAUAAAGCUUCGCUGCUAGCAGAAGUGAUUCAGCACGUGAAGGAGCUGAAGCGCCAAACCUCUCUGAUAGCAGAAAGCAGUGCAGUGCCAACCGAGGCAGACGAGUUGACAGUAGAUGCAGCAGACGAAGAUGGAAAGUUUGUGAUCAAAGCCUCACUGUGCUGUGAAGAUAGGUCAGAUCUCUUACCCGACCUCAUAAAAACGUUGAAGGCCUUGAAGCUCAGAACCCUCAAGGCUGAGAUCACAUCGCUUGGUGGGCGUGUGAAGAACGUGUUGGUCAUUGCCGGUGACGAAGAAAGUUCAAACACCAAUGGAGAGCAAAGCAUUCAGCAGCAACAACAAUACUGUAUUACCUCAAUACAAGAAGCACUGAAGGCAGUGAUGGAGAAGAGUGGUGUUGGAGAUGAAUCAGCUUCAGGGAAUGUUAAGCGCCAAAGGACUAAUAAUAUCAAUUUUCUUCAACAAAGGUCUUUGUAAUUGUUCCGAGAGAGACAAAUGGGGUGGAGUUGGUUAAGGAAAGGAACAGAGAAGGAUCUUUUUCGUGGGAACAGAAACCUUAUAUUGAAUCCUAACAUGGAAAAUGAUGCAUUGAUUGCUCUGUAAGAAGAAAAUGGCAUCUGCAUUAAAUUCAAACAUACACACACUAUGUCUGGUGCAGCAACUGGUAGGAGCUGUCAUUGUUUUGUUAUGAAGUGUAUGUUUAGUAUGUUUGUUUGUUUUAUUGUCUUCACUCUCUCUAUUGAGAAAGAAAGAGAGUGUACCAUUACAUCUAUCUCAUCAUUACUUUCUAGGAU
Molecule: messenger RNA, 2144 nt
Organism: Vigna radiata var. radiata (mung bean)
Lineage: Eukaryota; Viridiplantae; Streptophyta; Magnoliopsida; Fabales; Fabaceae
Product: transcription factor bHLH30
Exons: 3
Coding region: 736-1827 (363 amino acids)
Biological process (GO): regulation of DNA-templated transcription
Molecular function (GO): protein dimerization activity; DNA-binding transcription factor activity
Source: RefSeq, a predicted model, not a curated record